Molecule: messenger RNA, 876 nt
Organism: Octodon degus (degu)
Lineage: Eukaryota; Metazoa; Chordata; Mammalia; Rodentia; Octodontidae
Gene: Vax2
Product: ventral anterior homeobox 2
Exons: 3
Coding region: 1-876 (291 amino acids)
Biological process (GO): regulation of DNA-templated transcription; central nervous system development; neuron differentiation
Molecular function (GO): DNA binding; DNA-binding transcription factor activity, RNA polymerase II-specific
Source: RefSeq, a predicted model, not a curated record
AUGGGCGAUGGGGUCGCUGAGCGAGACCUCGGCCCCGCGCGCCGGGUGGAAUCUGGUGGCGGCCGUGGGCGCAACGGAGACCUCGGCGGAUCCGAGGACUUACGAACUGAUGAGGCUGGCCGAAGCCCAAGGGAGAUUGCGGGAACCUCGGCUUCCAGCCCCGCAGGCUCCAGAGAAAGCAGCGCCGACAGCGACGGGCAGCCCGGGCCCGGGGAGGCGGACCAUUGCCGCCGCAUCCUGGUACGAGAUGCCAAGGGCACCAUCCGAGAAAUUGUCCUGCCCAAGGGCCUGGACCUGGACCGACCCAAGCGGACACGUACCUCCUUCACAGCCGAGCAGCUGUACCGCCUGGAGAUGGAGUUCCAGCGCUGCCAGUAUGUGGUGGGCCGCGAGCGCACCGAGCUGGCCCGCCAGCUGAACCUCUCCGAGACCCAGGUGAAAGUCUGGUUCCAGAACCGCCGAACCAAGCAGAAGAAAGACCAGAGCAGAGACCUAGAGAAGCGGGCAUCCUCUUCAGCCUCUGAGGCCUUUGCCACUUCCAACAUCCUGCGGCUGCUGGAGCAGGGCCGGCUGCUCUCUGUGCCCAGGGCACCUACCCUCCUGACGCUGAGCCCCAGCCUGCCAGACCCACCUCCUGGCCACAGGGGCACCUCCUUGGGUGACCCCAGGAACUCUUCUCCAAGUCUCAAUCCUCCGACCUCAGCCUCGGCAUCCCCCCCGCUGCCACCCCCUCUGCCAGCCAUCUGCUUUUCCACAGUCCCGCUUCUGGACCUGCCUGCCAGCUACGAACUGGGCUCCUCAGCCUUUGAGCCCUAUAGCCGACUAGAAAGGAAAGUAGGCAGUCCUGGUGGCAUUGGCAAGAAAGCUAACACAUAA